AAAGUUGGCAGUACGCGCACGUAAUUAGCGCAUGUAUUCAUUUCCUGCAGAGACGGUGGAAGUGUCACCAGGGCUGAAGCGAUUAGCUGGCGGGGCACGGGUGGCAGAGAAACCUAUGAUUGUGGGUUCGAAUCCGGGCACCAGUGCAUCCUGAAACAGAAUGGUCGCGACAGUUUCACUGCUUCUUCAAACUCAGUUCGUUCUCUUCCUUCUUGCAGCCUUGUCCGGCUGUGAUGCAAAGCGGAAUAGGCGGCAUAGGCGGGUUCUCAAUUCCUCGUUCAGGUUUCAUUUUCGACUGGUGCAAAGCAGCUUUAAAUCGAUCACCAGGGCGAUAGACCAGAAGCUGAAACGCAAACGCCUGAGAAGAUUUCUGAAAAAACACCCAACAGCGUCAAAAGAAGAGAUUAAGCGUGCUAAGAAAAAGGCAGACUGUCCCGCGGCGUUUAAGUGUUCUGAAGAGGACCUCUAUCGUACUCCCGACGGCAGCUGUAACAACCUGGACCAUCCGCAUUGGGGAGCGGCAAAUCAGCCAUUCCGACGAUAUCUACCCCCUGAGUAUAGUGAUAAAGAAAGUCAACCACGCUUAAAGGGCAAGAAAGAACCGCUGCCCAGCGCCCGGGAAGUGAGUCGACGGUUCCACACUGCUGGCACGGAGGUGGUGGAGGAUGCUGGCGUCACGCACAUGUUGAUGCAAUGGGGGCAGUUCCUAGACCACGACAUCACCUUCACCCCUGUGCAGACCGAAAAGAUUGGAAACGACGUAAAGCCAUAUGCGUGCUGUGAAGACAAACUGGACAGCGUUACCGAGGAUGCUGUGAAAGCAAUAUACUCAUACGAAACUUGCUUCCCCAUACCCAUAUUGCCCAGCGACCCAGUCUUCAAUGGACCAACAAGAAAGAAGAAGCUCAACUGCUUUAGUUUUGCUCGGUCAGUGCAAGUUGAAAAUACAGAUUGUGAGAUUGCUCCAGUUGAACAGUUGAAUCAAAUCACUGCUUACAUCGACGCAUCGAACGUGUAUGGGUCGUCCAAGGAGGAACAGGAUUCCUUGAGGGAAUUUAAUCAAGGUUUGAUGAAAUGCCAGAGGAUGCCGAGUCACGAUGGAUGCCCUGCUGCCGAUCUAUUGCCCUCUAACGUCAACACAUGUGGAUCAACAAAAUGUUUCAAAUCAGGCGACGUCCGGGUGAACGAACAGGUUGGUCUGGCAAGCAUCCACACUGUGUGGCUGAGACAACACAACGCCGUUGCCAGGCAACUAGGUGCCAUGAACAAGUCAUGGAGGGACGACGACGAGAAAGUCUUUCAAGAAACCCGAAAAAUUGUAGGCGCGAUGAUGCAAGUGAUUACUUACAACGAGUUUCUGCCCAUCGUACUUGGAGACGAGAUGAAGAAGUACAAGCUCGAUUCAGAAGAUGCCACGCCAAGUAUAUAUCAAGACAAUUUACUCAAGGAUCUUCUUGAUCUGUUAGCUCCGAAAAGCAAGCACAGGGCCAUAGAUGCAACUAUCAGGAACUCAUUUGCGACUGCCGCCUACCGUUUUGGCCAUUCCCUGAUCCGCGGGGCGACGUCUUUGGGUAACAAUGUGACAAUAAAGCUCAGUGAUGCGUUUGGCGAUACAGCAAUGAUGACCGAAAACCACUGUGUCACAUCGAAAUGGAUGUGCGGACUAUCGCAGGACAAGUGUUUAAAGGUUGACCGGUUCCUGACCCCUGAGAUCACUGAGCACCUGUUUGAGGACGCCGACGGCAACAAACUGGACCUUGCAGCGUUAAACAUCCAGCGGGGGCGGGACCAUGGCUUGCCUGGCUACAACGCAUGGAGGAAAUUCUGUGGACUGAAAACGUUCCAAAAGUUUUCUGACAUGACCGAUCAUACUAGUCAAGAAAAGGAAUUAUUGUCGUCACUGUACGAUCACCCAAAUGACAUCGACCUCUUCACCGCUGGGAUCAGUGAGAGGCCAUACAACGGCGGGUUGGUCGGGCCGACAUUCGCCUGUAUCCUCGGGCGUCAGUUUUCUGCUCUCAAACAUGGCGACCGAUUUUGGUAUGAGAGAACUUGUGAAAGCGUGCGUUUCACAAGAGAGCAAAUUGAAGAGCUUCGCAAGGUAACGUUUUCCCGGGUCCUGUGUGAUCACACCGGCAUUACAAAAAUACAGCCAAACAGCUUCCGGUCUACAAGCGACACAAACCAGAUCAAGAAUUGUGAGGAUCUGCCGAAAAUGGACAUCUCAAAAUGGAAAGUCCUCUAGAUCACUCAAUGUAGUUUUGUAUAUCUGCAUAAUAAAUUUAUGGUGGUCGAAUGCU
Molecule: messenger RNA, 2300 nt
Organism: Haliotis rufescens (red abalone)
Lineage: Eukaryota; Metazoa; Mollusca; Gastropoda; Lepetellida; Haliotidae
Product: peroxidase mlt-7-like
Exons: 15
Coding region: 161-2245 (694 amino acids)
Biological process (GO): response to oxidative stress
Molecular function (GO): heme binding; peroxidase activity
Source: RefSeq, a predicted model, not a curated record